AUGAAGGAGGCUGCAGAAUCCUUAGCCGAAGCUGCACUCUUGCGAGCUCAACGUCAUGCAAGGGAGGCUGUACUGCGAUCGUCCUUUUCGCUGCAGUCGGAUACCUUUGAGCUUAUGUUUGACAGGCCAAGCAAUCAGCAUGUUCUGCUGCAGGCCAAGCAAUCAGCCGCACUGGCAAGAUACGCCUAUGAGAAACUGACGAAGAGCCGAGACAUGGCCGCGGAAGCAGCCGGACAGGCUGCCUUGGAGGACGUUAUCAUAGAUGCUCGAAAAGAUGCAGCUGAAGCAGUGAAAAUCAGAGAAGGCUGGGAAGAUCAGGCGCGUGCACUUGCUGCCCACAAGGCAGUUGUCGCUGCUUCAGUCUACAAAAAGGCAAAAUUGCGAGAUUUGAAGGUGGCAGAGGCUUGGGAGAAGCAGGCGACUGACCUCGCGCAAACAAGUCGGCAGUACGAGGAGUAUGCUGUGCAGCAGGAGAUGAAGGAGAAGAAGAUAAAAGCGGAGGUGCGAAAGGGAGACACUUCACGACGUUCUGAACUCCAAGAAGUUGAGGUGGAGGUGAACGAAGGUGUUGACGCUGCACACCGAUAUGAGGAAGAGGCCUACUCUUUGAGUAUUCAUAGCGAGUCUUGGUACGGCAUCGGGGUUGGCUCGGUUGCUUCAACUCUGAGGCACCGCGAAGCCACUGCGGCCCUGCGCCAACGCCUAGCAGAGGAGGCCCUCGAUGACGUGUGGCUCUUGCGAUACGUUUUGAGCUUCCGGGAUGAUCUGCCUGGAGCGGCUCAAGCAGCUAGAGCAGCCCUUUCUUGGCGACGGGAGAAUUCUGGCAUUGUGGAAGCUGCCAAAUUACGUCAAGCACCCAGCGAUCUCUCCCAGGAGGAAGUGGACGCGAUCAACCAAUGCUUUGUUGCUGCCUACCACUGCUGCACCCGAUUCGGGGAUCCCGUCUUCAUUUCCCGGCUUUGUGCCUACAAUGUGAACCGGCUGAUGGAGAUUGUCUCUGAGGCCAAGUUGGAGCUUUGGUUCAACUUUGUCAAUGAGUGUGCUUGGCAGUACUGUGAGGCAGAGUCGCAUCGUCGAAGAUACUUUGUCAUGCAGAUCAACAUUCAGGAUGUGCAUGGUGUUAAGAUGAUGCAAAACCGAGCCUUCUUGCGAGCUUUGGGCAACAGCUCGAAGGUCAACGACUGGCUGAGGCCGCAGCUCUUUGGCAAGACGUAUGUGGUGAAUCCGCCUCGCUGGCUUUCCAUGGCCUCUCGCCUGGCUGGUGGCCUCAUGAGCAAAAAGUCCUUGGAGAAGGUUUGGGUGCAUCCUUCCAAAGUGAGUGAAGGAAGAAGGCUUUGCCCAUUUGCGCAGCAGCUAUUUGAAGAUGCUUCGGUGCUACCCAAGUUCUUGGGUGGCUCUAGAGAUGCAGAUGAAGCUUUUCCAUCGGAGCCCCGCAGCGCGGCACGGCAUGCUGGAGAACUGCCAAUUCUGGCUGGCUUACCAAGGCCGCAGGCAUCCUACGUCAUCUCUUUCAGUCCACACUGGCGAUCUGAUUUGGAUGCUUUUAUGGAGGGGAAGACGGAGGACUACGUGAUUGUAGACAGGGAUGGCCAUGACAUUCUGCUUGACCAGCUGGAGAGCCCUUCCAGUGAUCGAUUUCCCUUGGAGAUCAGACUCCAGGACAGAGGUGUGCUUGGCACCUGUGAUUCGGCGUUUGCUUCCGCUAUUUGUGAAUCUGCAAGAUCUUUGGAAGGCUCCAAACAGGGAUCACAUUUGGCCAUGUCGAUGUGUUCGGCAGUUACAGCCUUGGAGUUCCCUGUGCAGGAGGUGCGGCAGUCAUUCUGUAGAAGAGUUUGCUUCUGCUUCUUUGGCCGAAGAUCCGAGGCGUCUCUGCUCGCGUAG
Messenger RNA from Durusdinium trenchii, 1881 nucleotides. The record is from the annotation of a GenBank genome assembly. NCBI's taxonomy places the organism in Eukaryota, Dinophyceae, Suessiales, Symbiodiniaceae.